Molecule: messenger RNA, 1731 nt
Organism: Aspergillus bombycis
Lineage: Eukaryota; Fungi; Ascomycota; Eurotiomycetes; Eurotiales; Aspergillaceae
Exons: 2
Coding region: 1-1731 (576 amino acids)
Molecular function (GO): catalytic activity
Source: RefSeq, a predicted model, not a curated record
AUGGCCUUUCCUCACCAGACCACGCCAGGAACAGACGUAUACGGCCCUGGCACCUUCAUCGAUAAGGAUGUUCUCCCCGUCCCCGAGGACACUCGCCGAGUAUUCGAAUUUAUAGCCUCGAAGACGCCUGGAUUUACCCAAGACAAAGCAGUAUGGGAUACCGUUCAUUUUGAGGGACAGCCGGAUCCCAUGAUUCCUGGUCCCAUCAAAGCACCUAUUGUUGCUGCCGCUCUGCAUGCGAUGUGUGGCGUGGUAGGGAACGAGUUAUUGGAACUUCGCGAUAGUAGACCAGUGGCCGAGAGCAGUGUCACCGUGAACACUGACCAGGCAGGAAUAUGGCUUGGUUCGGUGGCGACUACACACAUCAAUGGAUCUGAUGUCUCGGCUAUAGCGCUGUCGGGGAAGUUGAACACCCUAUUUGACCGUGAUUUGGAACAAGGCUUCGGCAAAGGCCUCGCAAGUAGGACAACAGCGAUCUACCAAACCAAGGAUCCGAACGUCUGGUACCAACUUCAUGGCUCUCUCAAUGCUAAACGAGUUCUGGAAACCAUGGGAAUCGACACAAACGUCACCUUCAAUUCGCCGAGCGGGUAUUACGACUACAUCCAGAAACAUGUCCGUCAGUGGAGCCCAGAUGAGCUUGAGAUGCACAACGUACGCCAUGGCCUUUGUGGAAGCAUUUGCUAUAAGCCAGAAUCAUGGCGAAACACGGAAAUGGGAAAGAAGCUCGCCAGGCAUCCAUAUGUGAACUAUACGCACGAGGCGUAUGCAGCUCCUACACCCCAGCAGCCCUUACCCAAGGUUCCUGGUGACCAGAGACCAUUGGCCGGGAUCAAGGUGCUGGAGAUGGUACGCAUUAUCGCAGGCCCAACUAUCGGUGUGACUCUCGCCGCCUUUGGUGCGGACGUUAUCCGAGUGAACUGUAGUAAACUGCCCGAUCUGAAUGUCUUGCAACUUGUCCUGAAUGCAGGAAAGCGUACCAUCGACUUGGACAUUACUAAGCCUGAGGACAUGACUCGUCUCCGAGAGCUUAUCGCAGAUGUGGACGUGUUCAUUCAGGGAUUCCGGUAUGGGUCCUUGGACAGAAAGGGCCUUGGACUCCGGGAUAUGCUAGAAUUAGCUGCAAACCGAGGAAAGGGUAUUGUCUAUGUGGAUGAGAACUGUUAUGGCCCGGAUGGUCCCUUUGCUGAACGCCCAGGUUGGCAGCAAAUUGGCGAUGCUGCCUCCGGUUCUUCCUAUGUUAUGGGUAGGUCUUUGGGAUAUGCGGACGAGAAAUGCGUUUUACCCCCGUUGCCGGUGUCAGACAUGACUACGGGUGUAGUGGGUGCUCUUGCGGCCAUGAUGGCUAUCCGUGACCGAGCAGUCAAAGGAGGCUCUUACCACGUUGUUAGUUCCUUGGUUGCCGCAGACAACAUCGCACUGGAAGAAGAAGUCGGACUGUACCCCCUAGACGUGGUUCACAACACGGCUGAGAAGUUUGGGUUUGUACCCUCAACACCCGAUCAGUUUGUUACUGAAAUCCUGUUCCAAGUCAUCGCUGGUUGGAAAAAGGGCCGGCCUGGGUACCUAGAUGAGGAUUCGCCAUUGAUGACCACAUUUGAUCAAGGGCCGUGGGGACGACAAACCUUGCUCAAGCCAAUUGUCAGGCUUGGUGAAGACGCGGUGACCCCCCGGUGGACCAGUCCCCCUGUACCCAAUUGCUACCACGACAGGAACAUCAACUGGCAUUAG